This is a messenger RNA of Mesocricetus auratus (golden hamster), 1790 nucleotides long. RefSeq names its product P2Y purinoceptor 6-like. Gene Ontology annotation, biological process: phospholipase C-activating G protein-coupled receptor signaling pathway; positive regulation of Rho protein signal transduction. NCBI's taxonomy places the organism in Eukaryota, Metazoa, Chordata, Mammalia, Rodentia, Cricetidae. Gene Ontology annotation, cellular component: membrane. The record is from RefSeq and is a predicted model, not a curated record. Bases 293 to 946 code for a protein of 217 amino acids. The transcript is spliced from 4 exons. Gene Ontology annotation, molecular function: G protein-coupled receptor activity.
UUACUCCUUGACUUCUUGGACAUUUAAAACACAUCAUAAUGUGUCUCUAUAUAUUUGGUUGGAAAUCCCCUUAUUGAGGACCAAUUAUCAUUCAUUCUAUAUAGAGAAGCCAAGUUAAGAUGGAGAGAAGACGCCCAUGGUAUCAUGUAAGAGAGAGCCAUUAGACGAACAGCUUACUCAAGGCUUCCAGUGAAAUGCAGCUCAGAAAACAAGAGAUAUAAACAGAACGUUUGCCCUGGUUCUGUUUACCUACACCACCCCCUGGGGAGUGUAUCUGCUUGGAUUCUUCAUCAUGAAUCCUGCCCAGCUUCACAUUUUAAAACAUCGAGACCAUAUGAAAGACCUCCGAAGGUACCUGGUGUUCAAAUACAUCCAAUAUCUAGUCCUACCUUCUCCAAAUACCAUCAUCACUCUACUGGGAUUGCUUGCCAGUCUGUAUGUUAUGCUGAUACUGACAUUUCCUUCUGUAUCCAGAAAAUCCACUGUGGUGUUUAUUAGUAACAUAGCUCAGGCAGACAUCUUAGCUGGCUGCAGCAUUUUGUCUGCCAUUACAACAGGUAUGAUAAGGAGUGAAACAUCUUCAGCUUCUUUUCAAUCUGGCUUGAGGCAGAAUUUCCAAAUAGCAAAUGUACAUGCCAGUUCCCUGUUACUCAGCUGUGUUAGCCUUGAGGCUUUUCUGAUUACCUUUCUUCCAGUAGAGACACGCCACAUAAGGAAUGUUAGAUGUGCCAGAGUAGCUUCUAAGAUCAUCUGGACUGCUGUAAUUACUGAGUGUUUCCUUUAUCAGCUUGAAUGCAUCAAAUGUCUUGACAUCUCUCAUAGGCAAGUUCAGCUAUUGUUGAAUUUCUGUUAUGAUACCACAGCAUGGCUGAAAUUGCUUAUUUACCCAAUUGGAAUUCUUUUAAGAAUCUUCAAUGUAUAUCUUUUUUAUAAAAUGUAUUUCUGAGACUGUUGUAGUUAGUUUGUUAGGAAUGUAAGAUGUGGUGUUCAGUUGUUUUAGCAAACACUCAUAUUUAAUGGGGCUGUGAAGACGUUUCACAGAUACAAUUAACUUUUAACUUGUUACUAUUAACUUAAAGAGACUAGCAUCAGUAGUGAAAAUAGACCUCAUGUAAUCAGAUGAAGGCCUUGAGAGAACUGCACAGGUUUUCCAGCAAAAGGAAUAUUUCCUGAAGACUGUUAACUUGAGGAUCCAAGCUGUUGCCUGCAAUGCAUAUUUCAGCCUCAAGACUACAGCACCUGUGUUCCUGAUGAUCCCGCUUUGUGACUCUGAAAAACUAUGUAAGACAGUUAACUUCAAAGAAAGAGAAAAAUGCAACCUGCUCAGUUUGCAUGAUGUCUGUAUAAUGUAUGAAUAUUUUCAGGGCUGACAAUUUAGUACUGGAUAACCAAUCAGCUUGCUCCUCCCUGGGGAAGACUAUCUCUCCUGCUCUCAGCAUCCCUUAGUUGCCUGUAGUUCAUAAUGUAGGUGUGAGGUCUCAUGGGCUUUCCCCUUGCACAUUAGCAUAUCUGUUGGUGUCAUUGUUGUUCAGUUAAUGUUCAGGCAGUCAUGUAGGUGAGACUUCAUGGAUGUAGCUUCUGACAUUCCUAGAAGAGACAGUCUCUUGGAAAACUCCCUUAACUUCUGGCUCUUAGAAAUUUUUCACCUUCUCUUCUGUAAUUACAACUGAUGAAAAAAGAGUCUUUGAAUUGAAAGAGAGCAAGGAGGAGUAUAUGGGAGGGUUAGGAGGGAGGAAAUGGAAAAUACUGUAAUCAUAUUAUAAUGUCAAAAUAAAAAAUAGAGAAUGUCA